AUGAACCUUAAGGAAUUAUCUGCUAGCGUACUUGAUCAAAAGAUUUAUGUAGCAGGAUGCUCCAAGUAUGGCGAUUUGAAUUCAUCCUAUAAGAACUUGGUCGAGGUGUUCGACACAACAACACAGACUUGGGAUCCUAAGCCAAUCCCUUGCAGCGAGACAUUUCAAGGCUAUUACUACAAAACUCGAUGUCUUGACGGGAAGUUCCACGUUGUGCGUGACCAUGAGGUGGUUGCUUACAAUUCCAAGGAAGGUAGAUGGGACCGAGUUGGAAAAGCUAUUGGUUGGCAUAUGAAUACAGAUUCUUAUUUCGAGAUAGACAAUGUUUUGUACUCUGCUCUUAACGGAAAGAUAAUUUGGUAUGACACUGAGGUAAGCAGGUGGAGAGUGUUGAAGGGUUUGGUAGGACUACCUAAGUUCCCUUUUGAUUAUAAAGGGAUUAGAUUGGCUGAUUAUGGUGGAAAGAUGGUGGUUUUGUGGGACGAGAGCUGUCCUUUUGAGAAUUACUUCAUGGAGAAGAAGAUUUGGUGUGCGGAGAUUACGCUUGAAAAGCGCAAAUGUGGUGAAACUUGGGGGGAAGUUGAGUGGGUUGAUCAUGUGCUUACUAUCUCCGCAUUUGAGACACUGAAGGUUCUUGCUGCCACUGUUUGA
Camelina sativa (false flax) is the source of this 651-nucleotide messenger RNA. NCBI's taxonomy places the organism in Eukaryota, Viridiplantae, Streptophyta, Magnoliopsida, Brassicales, Brassicaceae. The record is from RefSeq and is a predicted model, not a curated record.